AUGUCAAUCAGUUCGUAUCAAUCUAUGAUGAAUAAUAAUCUAACUAAUUUAUCAACCGGUUUAUCAGUAUCAAAUUCUUCAUCAGUUUCAACUGGUGGUAGUAGUAAUCCACCAAUGUCAUUGGCUGCUGCUAAUGUUGUACGUGGUAUAAUGGAAAAAGUUUUAUCAACACCGCCUAUGGGUUCUGGUUUAAAUGGAGGAAUGUCAUCAUCGAAUGUUGCUGCUGCUCGAUUAUUUAAUGAACUGGACUAUUUAUCAUCACCAGGACUUGAUUCUGAUUUUGGCGAUACAUCACCAUUACUUUGUGCCGGUUCAUCGAAUUUAAAUAAUCAAUAUUUUCGUUUAGCUAUCAAUAGUAAUAAUGAUAAUAAUUAUAAUAAAGAACAACAACAUUGUCAUCAUGGAAAUUUUCUUACACGAAAUUGUUUAUCACAAAAUAAUCGUACAAUGAAUAGUCCAUUUUCACAUCAACAAUUUACUGAUUUAACAAAUCUAAUUGACUAUUCAUCAGCAUCAUCAAAUUCUAUGACGACAUCUCAUGAUCAUAUGAAUAUGUUUUCGGAUACAGAUGAUGCGAGUGAUUUAAAUGGAAAUAAAAAAUUUAUUGCUAAACGAGCACAAAUAGAUAUGACUAAGCAAGUAACCGAUGCUCGUGCCUUAUAUUUUAUGUUAGGCAUUAAAAUGAAAUGUAAGUUUUGUUUUGAAAAUGGCGAGUCAUUUGAAGUCUAUCGAUCUCAUAUGUUACGUAAUGGUGCCGGAACAAUACUUUGUCCAAUACUACGUGCUUAUGUUUGUCCAAAAUGUGGUGCUACUGGUGAUUUAGCACAUACAUUACGGUAUUGUCCAUUACAUCAAUCACCGGGCAAUACACAAUUACUUAGUAGUGUUUUUGAUUAA
This is a messenger RNA of Rotaria socialis, 897 nucleotides long. Lineage: Eukaryota; Metazoa; Rotifera; Eurotatoria; Philodinida; Philodinidae. The record is from the annotation of a GenBank genome assembly.